Messenger RNA from Besnoitia besnoiti, 8958 nucleotides. Its product is annotated as DNA polymerase family B protein. The transcript has 31 exons. Gene Ontology annotation, biological process: leading strand elongation; DNA replication proofreading; base-excision repair, gap-filling. Gene Ontology annotation, molecular function: zinc ion binding; DNA binding; DNA-directed DNA polymerase activity. NCBI's taxonomy places the organism in Eukaryota, Apicomplexa, Conoidasida, Eucoccidiorida, Sarcocystidae. The record is from RefSeq and is a predicted model, not a curated record. Bases 1 to 8958 code for a protein of 2985 amino acids. Gene Ontology annotation, cellular component: nucleus; epsilon DNA polymerase complex.
AUGCCCAAUAGUCCAUCAGUAGCUCGGGCGCCCACGCAGCCGGAAGGCGCGCGGAAAGACCUUGCGCGCCGCUCUCUCUCGACUUCGCCUUCCGCAGAAAGAGGCGAGCCUGGCCCCGCGGAAGUCGUGUGCAUCGACGCAGACGAAGCGGAGACGGAAAGCGUGGACAUUGAGGAAGUCUGGGGGGGCGGCGCGCAGGCCGCGGGACGCGACAGCCUCAAGCGGCAGUACCGACCGAGUGUUUCCACCACCUCUGGGCGCCGCGCGGAAGACUCGAACGCUGCCUCCUGCCUCGUCUGCUGCGGCCUCGUCUGCUGCGGCCUCGUCUGCUGCGGCCUCGUCUGCUGCGGCCUCGUCUGCUGCGGCCUCGUCUGCUGCGGACUCGUCUGCUGCGGACUCGUCUGCUGCGGCCUCGUCUUCCUCGUCGGGCGCGCCGGGGCUCUCUGCGCGCUCCUCCUCUUCGCGGAAGGCGGCGGCUGGUGCGGGGGGGGGACAUCGCCCGGCGCGUCUUCCGCGGCCGCGGCUUCGCCCUCGCAGGCGGACUUUCCAAGCGCCACGGAACGCGAGGCGCGCGAGAAGCGGAAUCCAAACUUCUCGCGGCGCGGCGGCGAGGUCCCAGGGGCCUCGUGGCUCGAGCGCGAGCUCUGCGUGGCCGUCUGGGACGCCCCUGGCACCAAGAGAGGCUACUUGUACAACAUCGUCCAGAUGCAGGCAGAGAUCGCCACGAGUGAAGAGAAAAAAGAGACAGUCUCCGGCUUGCACCUGUAUUUCGUGUCUGAGACUGGAGCGACGUGGAGGACUUCCCUGCUGCAUCGGCCCUACUUUUACCUGUCGCUUCACCGCACGCGAGGCUCGUACUUUGAGCAGCUCAAAGAGGCGCUCCUGGAUCUCCUCGGCGAAGCAAAUGUGCGUUUCGAGAAGACCCUCAGAGAAGAUCUUUCGGACCCCGCACAUCUCGCGCCGCUUCACCCGAGCUGGCGCAAGGACGGGGCAAACAGAACGUCCUCUUUCCGCGAAUUCAUCAAAGUUUCCUUCGCGAACGUCAAGCAGCUGGUCGGCGCGCGCGACGAACUGCGAAAAAUCGUGCGGCAAAACCGUGAGGCCUGCGAGCGCCGGCGCGAAGAGGAGCGGCUGGCGAGCUUCGCGGAGAAGACUAAGGCGAAGACCUCUGCGUUUUCGAGGACUCUGCGCUCGCCUUUUGCGUCUCCGGACGACGCAAACUUUUCAGAUCUCGCAUUCAUUCAGGGCGCGUCUGGGGACGGAGGAGACAAGGGCGGCUCAGACGGUCAGCGCGAGGGGCGGGAUGAGGCGCGGGGGGGUUGCGGCGGAAAAAAAUCGAGGCAGGAACAGGGCGCGGAUGUCACCGCCCUCAUCGAAGACAUCUUCGAAGCCGACGUCCUCUACGUCACGCGGUGCUGCAUCGAUUUGAAGCUGCGCUGCGGUCUGUGGCAUGAUGUCCAACGCACGAGCUCCGCCUUGGCUUCUGCCGUACUCCUGACUCCGUUGCCGGAGUGCGCCACGGCGCCUCCGCUCCGCGUUCUGGCGUGGGAUAUUGAGUGUAGCAAGCAGCCGCUCAAGUUCCCGGAUAGCAACUCCGAUCACGUGAUUCUGAUUUCGUACAUGUUCAACGGCCAGGGCUACUUGAUUGUGAAUCGGCAGUGGCUGUCGGAGGACAUCCAUCCGUUUGAGUUUCGCGCGAAGAAGAACAUGGAGGGCGCCGGGCGCUUCAUCAUCUUUAACGAGAAAGGCGAAAAGGAGCUCCUCGCGCGCUUUGUGCAGCACGUCCUCAAGCUCCGUCCGCACAUUCUCGCGACCUACAACGGCGACACAUUCGAUUUCCCCUUCGUUUACAGGCGCGGAGAGAUCAACGGGCUGGACUUCAACACGUCUUUCGGCAUCACGCCCUUUACAUCGGACAGUUCCUACCAGGGGAACAGCGCCCUGAUUCACAUCGACUGCUUCAAGUGGGUCGAGCGCGACUCGUAUCUGCCGCAAGGAUCGCGCACGCUCAAGCUCGUCUGCAAGGAGAAACUCCGAUUCAAUCCGGUGGAAGUCGACCCCGAAGACAUGGUCCCGCUCGCGCUGCAUCGACCUCAAGAGCUGGCCGUUUAUUCGGUGUCCGAUGCCGUCGCGACCUUCUUCCUCUAUGAAAAAUAUAUUCACAACUUCAUUCUCGCGCUCUGCACGAUCAUCCCGAUGAACCCGGAGUCCGUGCUGCGGCAAGGCAGUGGCACGCUGUGCGAGCAGCUCCUGAUGGCUGAGGCCGCAGGGCGCGGCGUCCUUUUUCCGAACAAGCACCAAACCCGCUACCUGCAGUACUGGCGCGACGAAAAGACGCGCAAAAUGCAUCUGAUUCUCGAGGACUCCUACGUCGGCGGCCGCGUCGAGUCUCUCAAGUGCGGCAUCUUUCGCAACGACCUGGAAGAGACCUUCACGCUGGACAGCGACGCGUAUCAGGCGCUGAUUGACUCGCUGGACGAGACGCUGCUCUUCUGGCUUCAGCAGGAGAACGGGAGCGCCGCGUCGGCGCCGCUGACACCGGCGGACUUCAGCGACUGGGAGGAGCAUCGCAACGACAUGCUGGAGCGUCUCACGAGUCUGCGCAACUCGCGCGUCCUCCGCUCGCUUCCCGUGCUUUAUCACCUCGACGUGUCGGCUAUGUAUCCCAACAUCAUCCUGACGCAUCGCCUGCAGCCGCCGGCCGUCGUGGACGAAGACUACUGCAGCCAGUGUCCCUUCUCGAAGGAAGCGUCACUCUGUCAACGGCGCAUGACGUGGACGCGGAAGCUCGAGGUGUCUCCCGCGGAGAAAGGCCAUAUUCUCCCCCUCCAGCAGAAGCUGCAGAUGAAGCUCUUCAACGUCUGCACGGCGCCCGACCUGCGCGGAAAGAAGUCUUCGCUGGCGACGGCCGCCCAGGCGCGCGCCGCGCAAGAAGAGAGCGAAGACUCCGAGGCAGAAGAGGACGACGAGGAAGGCGGCACAAAGAAGCGAGGGCGCGGCGGCAGAGACGGGUUCGCCCGCGAGGAAGACAGGCAGGACGCCAAGAGCACGAAGAAGUCGUGGACGGAGUUGACGGAGAAGCAGAAACACAUGGAACUCGUAAAAGUCGUCAAGGACUUCUCCGUGAAAGCCUACAAAAAAACCAAAAUGCAAAAGGAAGUCGACCAACACGCCAUUGUCUGUCAGCGCGAAAAUCCGUUCUACGUCGACACCGUGCGCGCCUUCCGCGACCGUCGCUACAUCUUCAAGCGGCGCCUGAAGGCUGCGGAGCGCCUCAGGGAAAAGCUCGAGAAAGAUGGAGGCUCCUUCCAGGCCAAGAAGGACGCAGACGACACGAUUCUGCUGAAUGACUCGCUGCAGCUCGCGCACAAAUGUAUUUUGAACUCCUUUUACGGCUACGUGAAGCGCGACGCGGCGCGCUGGUAUUCCAUGCAGAUGGGCGCGGUCGUGACGAAGGCCGGCGCGGACAUUAUUCAGGGCGCCAAACGGAUGAUUGACGGCCUCGGAGUGACGAUGGAGCUCGACACCGACGGGAUAUGGUGCAUGCUGCCGCAGAAAUUCCCGCAGAAGUACGUGUUUCACCAGAAGGAGACUGGGAAGGAGUUCCGGUUCGAGUUCCCCACGACGAUGCUGAAUCAGGACGUCCAUCGCCGCUACACGAACGACCAGUAUCUCGACUACGACGAAGCGACGCAGACGUUCAAACGCCGAAUCUGCAACGAAGUCUACUUCGAACUCGACGGCCCCUGGCGCGCCAUGUUCCUGCCUGCGAGCGAAAAGAGCGACGAUCUUCUCAAGAAGCGCUACGUCAUUUUCGCGCAGGACGGGUCGAUUUCGGAGCUGAAGGGGUUCGAGGUGAAGCGUCGCGGCGAGUUGCAAAUCAUCAAGUUGUUUCAGACGGAGGUGUUUCCCAAGUUGAUUGAAGGCAAAACGAAGGAGGAAGCGUACCGCGCGGCGGCGGCGGUGGCGUAUCGCUAUCGGGAGCUGCUGACGAGUCGGGGUGUCUCGGUGCAGGACGACGAGGACCUCGAGGAGCUGAUUGUGACGAAGAAAGUGCUGGCGAAGCCGGUUGUUUCGCAGGGCUUGGGGAAAAGCACCAGCAUCACGACGGCGAAGCGCCUCGCGGAGCUGCUGCGGAACGAGACCUACUUGACUGAAGCACCCGUGAGCACGCAGUACAUUGUAGUCAGUCGGCCGGUGGGCGUCGAGAAGACCGCGCGCGCGGUGCCCGUUCAGCUCUUCCACGCAGACCCCGAAACCAAGGCGUUCUACUACCAAAAGUGGCUCGGGCUCCUCGCCAGCUCCUUCGCGCCCGCCGCCGACGGCGACGCCGGCGACGCCGCCGCCGCCGAGACAACGCCCAAAAAGCUCGCGCGCGGAGCUGCUCAGGCGAGCGCCAACCGCACUCUCGCGGCGAUCGACAUCCGCCAGCUGAUCGACUGGGACUACUACGCAGAGCGCCUCGAUGUCCAGUUUCAAAAGAUCCUCUGCAUCCCCGCGAUGCGUCAGGGCCUCCCAAACCCCAUCCCAGAAGUCGCGGUGCCUGAGUGGCUCAAGAAACAGCAGGCCGCGAACAACCCGCUCCAGUCGAAAAUGGAGCACUUUUUCCGUAAGAAAAAAACCGACGAGGUCGCGAAGUUCGCGCCCGAGCCGCGAGACGCCUCCCAGGCCGAAGGGACCCUCUUCGGCCAGGAGGACGACGAGCCGACGCCCGUCGCAGUCGAGGACGCCGCCGCCGGCAGCAGGGAGGAAGACGCACAAGACGUGGUCAGACGAGAAGAAGACAAGGCGAAGGAGGCCUUCUGCGCAGAGCGAGAGCGCGCGGCGAAACAGAGACAGGAGGAAAAAAGACUCUGGUCAACAGAUGUCGUCUCGUGGAUCCUCGCUCAAAAAAAGAACUGGAAACAGCAGAGAGACCAACUUCGGCAGGCGCGCGCCCGCGCCCUCAGCGCCGUCCAGCGGCUGCCGCCGGGCACCUCGCGGGCGGCCCUUAUAGCCCACGUGGGAGUUUCGAAGCUCAUGAAGCACUGGGGACUCUCCCUCCACGACGUCGCGCUGCUGCUUACACAGCCUUGGCAUUUGCUGGACUUUGCGGUCGACGCGAAGGAUCCUGGGCUCUUCUACUGCCGCGUCGCGACGGAUGCGUCGCGGGUCUUUUACACGAUUCCGGUUCAGGUGUACCGGCAAGUGUAUCUGAACACGAAGCGCGACAUCCGCGAGCGGCUGCAGGACAGCGACAUUCUGUCCCCCGAGGCGGACAUCGCCCUGAAGCCUCUGCGCGGUGUCUACUCGCUGCCCCGCGGGAUGAAGCAACAGCAACUGCUCGAGAUGACACUGCCGGAGAGUCUCUUCCAGUCAGAAAAAGAGAAGCUGCCUUCGCUCUUCUACAGCGAUACGGCGGCGAUCUACGAAACUGAGAUCCCGCUGGAUUUCCAGUUCCUCUCCAAGGUUGGAAACACGAUGGUCGUCGGCUCAACGAACCUGGAGGAAGCUCUGCGUCCAACGGAUGGGCGCUUUUUCUCUCCCUCGCUGUCGCGUUUUUCGUCUUCGUCCCGCUCGUCCUUCUCGUCGGGUGCGACUUCGUCUGCGUACCUUUCCGCGGUGUCGCCGAUUCUUGUGCACGUCUUCCACCACAAGGCGCCGGGCGCGGAGGCCAUCGACCGCAUUUUCGUCGCCGUCUACGAGCCGCGGCAGUCCUGUGCGUUCUUCGUCGGCGGCGCGCUCAAGGAGGGAAACGUCGCGCGCGCGGAUCCCGUCGCGGCCAUGGACGAAUUCGUCUCGGCGCUCCGUCGGGCCCUCAGGCGCCGCAGAGAGCGAGCCGCGGAGAGCGGAGAAGAAGCACCCGCGGCGGAAGACAUGGAGGGGGACGGAGAGGAGGACGCGCAGCCCGCGCAUUCUCAGUCGGUGGCGGACAAGGCACGCGCUUCGCAGAGAGGCGAGCCGGCUGAGGAUUGUGGCGACAUCGAUGGCCUCGAGACGCUUGAGCCGCGAGACCUCGAGACCUUCGCCGCGACCUUUGCCCGGCUCCGCCAGCCCACGGUGCACCUGGGCUCCUCCGCCACCUCGCAGCGCUCCGUCGCCGCGGUCCUCCGUGACCUGGAGGCUGCGCUGCGCGAGAGACACUAUCGCUCCGCCGCCUCUGCCUCUGCGCCUAGUGCCGCGGCACGCAACUCGCGGGCCUCCGCUCCGAAGCCCCUCGUUUACCUCUGCUCCACUCUCGACGCGGAGGAGCUCGGCGCCUGGGCGUUGCCGACGCACGCGCUUGGACCCUCCAGCCACGGACCGGGCGGCGAGCGCCUCUCCGUCGUGCACUGCAAGGGCCUCGACCGGCGCUUCAGCAGAAUCAAACGAAGCAAUUUCGCAGAGGACUGUCUGCGCGAGUCGUUGGCGCUCCUUUUUUGGCAGCACCGCGUGUUUGAGGAGUCUCUCUGGGUGUCGCGGCUCUUCUCAUUCCCUCUCGGGAAUCUGCUGGCGCUCGCGACGCCGCGGCGGACGUCGCCGGCGUCUCCACUCUUUUUCUCUUCGGCCGCGGCGCAGCCGGCGAGCGCGCCUCACACGCGGCUGCUGUACGACUUGCACUUUGCGCAGCUGCUUCGCGAGCGGAAAGGCAUCUUGUGGGGCGGGCGCCCUGACGUUAUGCAUGCGGUCCCAGGGGCGCAUGCGGAGCCGGCGGCGGGUCCGGCUGAAGCCCGCGACGGCGCGCGCGGCUUGAAUCUCGAGCGCGACGUCGACCUGGGCAACGCGCGCCUCAGCGCCCUGAACCACGCAGACCACGAUCUCGCCGCAAGCAUCGAGCCGAUCGUGGAGCCGGGCAUCUACCGCAGCGUCUGCUUCGAGAUCCUCCUCAACGACGCGCUCAUUUUCAACAGCGUGCGGCUGUGCGACAAGAUCGACCCCGAGUAUACGACGGCGUCGGACUGGCUGAAUCGAGAGAGCAGUGCACUGAAUGCAGCUCGCCGAGAGAACCUGUUGAAAAGUGAGAACGACGAGGGCGCGACAAACGGAGAGAAAGCAGAAGACGGAGUAGACGCGGAAAUGAAGGACUUCGACGCGAACGGGCCGGACGACGGCCUUGCGGACUUCCACUCAACCACUCAGUUCCAUCCUGCAGCCUUCAGAACUCUCGGCCGCAGUCUGGAGGCGUUGUACAAGGAUCUCUCCUCUCUGCGCGGCCGCGUGGCCUAUCCGUCCGUCGUGCGGCACCUCGUCGCCCUGCCUAACUUCUUUUACGCAUGGGUGUGCAGUCAGGAGGCGCUUCUCUUCGACCCCGCCCUCCAUCAAAAGGUGCUUCGGUACUGCACGGUCUAUUUUUCUUUGUUUUUGACGGAGCUUUCGGAGCGUCGUAAUCUCACCGUGGUGUUUGCGAAUCCGCGGCGCCUGCUGGUGGCGACGCCGCACGUCCUGCUAAGCGAAGGCGAGAAGCACCUGACGUCGGUGAUUCUGCAUCUGAACCGCAGUCCGCUCUUCGACGCGCUCCCAGUCACUGUCUCCUCUGCGUUCCUCGCGGUCGCGCAGCUGGACGCCUCUUCGUGGAUCGGCUACAAAGAGAUCUUCGGCGAAGCCGAGGAGGCGCAGGAUGUGCGUGGCGACACAGAGAGCCAGGGCAGUCCGCAGCGCCAGCCGUGGAGAAAAGAAAUCGCCGAGCUCUUAGCCCGACGAGGCAGCGCCGACGAGUCGCCAGUGGCGCGACGGCGCGGGUCGCAAGCGGCCAACGGCGACGCCAGCGACCUCGACGAAGAAGAGGAGGAAGAGGAAGACGCUGAGAGUGUGGGUCUGCCUGCGGCCGCGACUCCAGUCGAAGAUCACCUCGUCUUUUUCUGCUGUCUGCCCGUCCCCGUUCGGCGUUUCCUGCGCGCGCUGCUAGAUCGCAUCGUCCUCUCCCCGCUGCAGAGUUUCUACCGAAAGAUCUUCGAGGACGAAGACGACCUCGCGCCGAGCGCGGAGGCGGCGAACUGCGAUGCACUGGGCAACCAGGUUCCGCUCGCACUCCUCAACAUGACGCCUGAAGAAACGAAGAAAGAAAUCCACACUUUCGUCGCGGCGCUGUGGUUCACGCCCAGCGACAUCUUGCUUACUCACGACGAGGACGAAAUGGACGCGGCAGACGAAGACGAAGCCAGGGGACGCGCCCACGGCGAAAAACGUGCAAAGAAGAAAAUCCACUUCCUCAUGAAGGCGCUGCAAGAAGGAAAGAAACUCACGCUCUUCUCUCACAUUCUCCUCUGCCUGGAAGACCCCAGAUUCAUGCUGCAACAGUACGGGCGAGUCGACGCGAUGGGUGACCUUUCCUUCAAGCAGCUCGAGUUCCCGAACCGCCUGGGCAGCCGCCUGCGGCAUACGGGCGGCAACUGGCGCCUGGAGGCCGUCAAGGUGCUCGUCCGCCUGCUGGCUGUGGAUCGCGCGAUAGACUUUACCGCGGACAACUGGGCUCAGGCUUUCGACGAGCGUCGCCACGAGCUCUUUGAGCUCGCGGGGGAGAGCGAGUUCUCGCACCUCGGCUGGCGCAGUCCGCUCAAGUCGCUGGCGCUGCGCGACGUAGAGUGCGGGGCCUGCCACACGGUCGCCAACCUCGAUCUGCUUCUCUGCAUCCGCGAAGAUCAAGAAAUUCUCGAAAACGGAGAAGUCGUCGAGUUCAAAACUUGCAACUGCCCGCGAUGUGGCGAGGCGUUUCCAGAUCCCGUCAUUGAGGCUCACCUCUAUCGCGCAGUCGGAGCGAAAUACUACGCCUAUGCGGCGCAGGAUCAUCCAUGCUCUGCUUGCAACGCCGUGAACGCGCUGUAUCGACGAAGCAAAUGCAGAUGUGGGAAAUCUCUCAAACCGCGACUCAGAGCAGAGGACUGGGAGGAGUUCAUCGAGAGCGUUCAGGAGUUUGCUGUGGAAAUGGGGUACGCCAAGCUUCAAUAUCGCCUCGCAGCUCUUCAGCAAGCGUGUCUCCUGCUGGGCGACUCAGCGGCAUAA